Molecule: messenger RNA, 1902 nt
Organism: Oenanthe melanoleuca
Lineage: Eukaryota; Metazoa; Chordata; Aves; Passeriformes; Muscicapidae
Product: lymphotactin-like
Exons: 3
Coding region: 706-999 (97 amino acids)
Biological process (GO): G protein-coupled receptor signaling pathway; cellular response to tumor necrosis factor; positive regulation of ERK1 and ERK2 cascade
Cellular component (GO): extracellular region
Molecular function (GO): chemokine activity; CCR chemokine receptor binding
Source: RefSeq, a predicted model, not a curated record
CGUUGCAUUUUUAUUAUGCCUGACUGGCAGGAGGCAUUUGGGAUCUGGAUCUGUAUGCAAAGGUGUGUUCAAUCUUGCUUCUCCCAGCACAGUGACAUCAGCUUUGGCCAUAUCAAGUCACAGAGCAAACACAAGAGUUCUGACAACAUCCACUGCUCAAAGGAAAUAGUAGUGACACCCCUCCACAGCUACAUGUUAACAUGACAAACCAUCCACAGCUGCUUGCAAAGGGCCAAGGUGUUCCUGUUUCCAUCAUCCUUUAGCCAACAGUUCCCCUUUCCAGUGGUUCACUGGUCAGCAAGGUACCACUGAAUGUCACUCUGUGUCUCUGCAGCUAAAGGUCUCAAAACCGAAGUGUGAAACGACAGGAACAUUUAUUACAGGUUUCCACUACAACACAAGAGCUCUCACUUUUUGCAGCUUGAAAUAAACCCAACUCACAGCAUAGAAGCAAGUGCAACCACAGUGGUUUGAGCAGGAAAAGCCUUCUCAGGGGGGCUAGUGAAGGACUGGUGGGGGAAAGGAGGUGGUUCUCUCCCACCAGAAAAAGUACUGCCACUCAAAUUUUCCACUUAAGAGUCAGGCCCUCCAUGACACCGUAACAAUUAAGACUAGAAGUGACCACUGCAUGACAACAUAUAAACCUUGAGAAAGGGGGCUGACAGGAGACACUUUCUGCUGAGCCUUGACACAGAAGCCACAGCGAUGAAGCUCCACACCGCAGCAAUCCUGCUCCUCUUCUGGCUCGGCAUCUUCACUGUGCACACAGUCAAAGGGAGUGCAAGUAGUCAGGUCAUGCGCAAAUUCAGAUGUGUGAAUCUGUCUACAAAGCAAUUGAACAUCCAAAAUCUCAUCAACUAUGAAAGGCAACGAGUACCAAUAGAUGCUGUCAUGUUUAUCACUGCAAGAGGUAUCAGGAUCUGUGUAAGCCCUGAUCAGAAAUGGGUGCAGACUGCUAUAAAGAGAAUAGAUGACAGACGUGCUGCCAAACGCAAAUAAUCCAAGCAUCUUAGGCCAACCAUCUGCAAUUAUCGUCACUGCUGCAGAUAACAAGGAAGAAAACCUUGCUAUCUGCUUUUAUUUCCUAUUUAUUAAGUGGAAAUAAAAUCUUUGAACAAACACAAACUCAUCAGAAUCUAUUUAUCACUCUUUGAAUGUCAGCAAGCUUCUUCAUUUUAUGGUUGAACUCUCUUAGUCUGUAUAUUUUUCUGAAAUGCUUGUUAAUAUUUCUUUACAACUGAAUGUAGAUAUCAUCUCAUCCUUGCUGUCCUGACCAGGAUGGCAGAUAAUGGUGAAUGAAUGAUGGUUUCACAUAGUGUAGUGAAGAUGACUACCCACAGAGCUGGAAGAGUGCAGACCUCCAUACUGAUUGAGAUCAGAGCAUUCCACAUUGAGUGCUGAUUUUAAGAAGGUGCUGUAUAAGUUAAUCAGUCACACCUAUAUAACCUAUACACAAACUGAUUUCAUGCUUCAGGAUAUCACCUGGUCAAUGCCAUAUUCAGAAGAUGAUCCUUCAGUCUUCUAUUUUUACACAUGGUACUGCACUAUUAGCUCAGUUCACAAAGGUGUGAAUAUUCUCACAAAGGGAGGAUGUAGAGUAAUUCAGUGUAACUCAGUGAAUACAACCUAGUCUUGCUCUGGGGAAAUCUUAUCCUACCAAUGACAUCUGUGAAGUUACUUCCAUUUUGCCCUCAUGUGAAACAAACCUGAAACAAUGGGUUUGCUUUUUCCAUUGCUUUUCUCUGGAUUAAGAACAAGCUAUGUCUGGAAUCUGUAUUUCACAAACUCAUAGGAAUUCCCUGCCCUAAAGAACUAUGUACAGAGAAAUGUCUUAUUGUCUUGAGAUUGAUACAUGCUACUAACAGAAGGUUUUGAAUUUUAAUAAACUUUCUAUAAAUCUGA